Lithohypha guttulata is the source of this 3177-nucleotide messenger RNA. RefSeq names its product NAD-dependent glutamate dehydrogenase (gene GDH2). Bases 1 to 3177 code for a protein of 1058 amino acids. NCBI's taxonomy places the organism in Eukaryota, Fungi, Ascomycota, Eurotiomycetes, Chaetothyriales, Trichomeriaceae. Gene Ontology annotation, cellular component: mitochondrion. The transcript has 2 exons. The record is from RefSeq and is a predicted model, not a curated record. Gene Ontology annotation, molecular function: L-glutamate dehydrogenase (NAD+) activity.
AUGGCGCAACCUCAGGUCAACGGGACAGCUCGUCCGCAGAACAAACUGGUGGAACAAGUCAUUCGAACACCAGAUAGAAAUCCUUCACCACAACCUACAUUGCUAGGAGUACCAGGAGCGUCGCAAUCUAACCAGUCCCUACACAAGAUCUUAACAGAUCAUGGCUCUGGAUACGUGGCUCCUAAGUUCGAGGGUAAGAAGCAGCAGAUGGAAGAUGUCAUGGACAUCAUAGAAGAGAAGGGCUUUCUCCCGACCGAGUUCGUAGCCUCAGAAACCGAGUGGUUUUAUGGAGCCUUAGGGUUUGACGACAUGUACUUCGCAACCGAGACCGUCGAGGCAAUCGCUAGCAAUAUACUUUCUCUGUACGCAGCCAAACUCGCAGCAUAUGCCAGAGAUGAUAAGAAGCUGGAGAUCAGACUACAAAAAGAAGCCUCAGAUCAUGCAGUGUACAUUGACACGAGCAAACCGGGUAUUUCAAUACUCGAGGGUCCAAGAUUUGAACAGAGAAUCGACGAGAAGUACAUUGACGGCUCAAAACCUUCGAGAAGCUACAGAGUCGAGUCCUUCCGAGCCUCCAACGCCUUACCCGAGAACCCUUCCGAGUCUCUGCGAUGCUAUUUUGUCUACCAGUGCGAUUUCAAGGAGCCUAAUGUUGGUCCAAACGAGACGGAUCUCGAGAAGAUUGGCGAGCGACGAUUCUUACAAAAAGCCACAAAGAAGACCAAAGAGAUCUACCAAGAAGUCAUAAACUAUGCCGUGGCACGAACUGGUCCUGUCAUUGAGAUGUUCGAUAUAGAGGGUACUCGGGAAAAGAGGAUGGUUAUAGCAUAUCGUCAAGGUUCGGCCAUGGGUAUCUUCAGUGCUCUCUCCGACCUGUACCACUACUACGGCGUUACCAGCUCAAGAAAAUACGUCGAGCAGUUCGCCAAUGGCAUCACCAUCAUCUCGCUAUACCUCCGACCCGCCGAAGGUGUUAGCACAAAGCACCCACCGAUCGAGGCUGCGAUACAUCAAAUUAUCAAGGAGAUCUCAUUGCUCUUCUGUAUCCCUCAGAACAAGCUGCAAAACCAGUUCGCUAGUGGUAAUUUGAGCCUGCAAGAGUCAAUCUACGCUCACUGCGUACAUGUCUUCAUACAGCAAUUCCUGAACAGACUGGGCCCAGAAUACACAUCUCUCGUUGCGGCGCUCAAAGGCGAUACGACUGGCAACGCUGAGUUGCUUUCCAAGAUCAAGAAGCGGUUGAGGACUGAAACUUUCACAGCAGAGUACAUCCUCGAGAUCCUCAACAGAUACCCGGAGCUCAUUCGGAUUCUGUACCUGUCCUUUGCAGGUACCCACUAUGUACAGACACGAGGUGAUCGCGAUGAUUUCAUACCGACUCUCAGCUAUCUGAGGCUUGAUGUCAACCAGGUCAAGGACGAGGAAACCAUUGCCGAAAUGAUCUCAAGAACUGCAGCCAACCAGCACGACCAGAUGGUCAUGUCAUACUUCCUCAUUUUCAACAAAGCUGUGCUCAAGACUAAUUUCUACACACCUACUAAAGUCGCACUCAGCUUUCGUCUGAAGCCCAGUACGGAUUUCUUGCCAGAGCAAGAAUAUGCCCAGCCGUUAUAUGGCAUGUUCCUGGUCAUCGGCUCCGAGUUCAGAGGAUUUCACCUUAGAUUUAGAGAUAUAGCUCGAGGUGGCAUCCGAAUAGUCAAAUCGAGAAAUCGCGAGUUUUACAACAUCAAUGCUCGGUCACAAUUCGACGAGAACUACAAUCUUGCCAACACUCAGCAAAAGAAGAACAAAGAUAUUCCAGAGGGCGGCUCCAAAGGUGUCAUCUUGUUAGACUACAAUCACCAAGAUAAAGAUCGUGUUGCAUUCGAAAAAUACAUCGACAGUAUCAUGGAUCUGCUUCUACCACCCACUAGCCCUGGUAUCAAAGAUCCUAUCGUCGAUCUGCACGGCCAAGAAGAAAUUUUGUUCAUGGGGCCUGACGAGAAUACUGCUGGACUUGUGAACUGGGCCACAGAACACGCACGAGCAAGAGGUGCACCAUGGUGGAAAUCGUUCUUCACCGGCAAGAGCCCAAAGCUUGGAGGUAUUCCUCACGAUGCCUAUGGUAUGACCACCUUGUCGGUACGAGAAUACGUUCUAGGUAUCUACAGAAAACUCAACCUCGAUCCUUCCAAAAUCCGAAAAAUACAGACAGGUGGUCCUGACGGCGACUUGGGCAGCAACGAGAUUCUGCUGAGCAAUGAGACAUAUGUUGCUAUUGUGGAUGGUUCAGGAGUCCUUGUCGAUCCGAAUGGUUUGAACCACGAGGAGCUUAUCCGUCUGGCGAAGAAGCGAGUCAUGAUAUCCGAGUUCGAUGGUAGCAAGCUAUCUCCACAGGGCUACCGUGUACUUGUUGACGAAAAGAACAUCGUUCUGCCUGAUGGUGAGAAGGUCAACAACGGCAUGGUAUUCCGGAACACAUUCCAUGCUCGACCUGGUCAUCUUUACGACCUAUUCGUGCCAUGUGGUGGUCGUCCGGAGUCGAUCAACCUUGAGACCUGUCGAAGCCUUAUUCAGGAGGGCAAGUCGACAAUACCUUAUAUGGUGGAGGGUGCCAAUUUGUUCAUCACGCAGGAUGCCAAGUUACGCCUUGAGAAGGCAGGCACAAUCUUGUACAAGGAUGCUUCGGCAAACAAGGGUGGUGUUACGUCUUCGUCCCUGGAAGUGCUUGCCUCGCUCUCAUUCGACGACCAGAGCUUCAUCGAGAACAUGUGUAUCGGGUCUGAUGGCACAGUGCCUGAAUUUUACCACACAUAUGUCAAAGAGGUACAAGCUGUUAUCCAACGCAAUGCACGACUCGAAUUUGAAGCGAUUUGGCGAGAGGCAGAGAAGACGGGCAGACCUCGAUCCGUUAUCUCUGACGAGCUGUCCCUGGCCAUUACCAAGCUGGAUGAAGAACUUCAGCAUUACGAAGAAUUAUGGUCAAACAUCGCCCUGCGAACAUCGGUGCUGCAAGAAGCACUGCCACAAACACUACUCAACAAGAUUGGUCUGGAGAAGAUCUUGGAACGAGUACCAGACAACUAUCUGCGAGCUAUUUUUGGAAGCUAUCUGAGCUCAAGGUUUGUGUAUGAGAUGGGACCUCAGCCAAGUCAAUUCGCAUUCUUCGAGUUUAUGAGGAAGCGUAUGUCUGCUUAA